CAGAUCCUCAGUGAGUUGAUCGAAAGCAAAAAAAGAAGUUGCUGCUCUGCCACCUGCUCCGACUCAGUCAUGAAAAACCUUCAUUUCAAAGAUUCCUUCUGGAGCUCAGAUCUGACCUCCACUGCUGGCUAUGAUGCCAUCAUUCUGUAUCUCAACGACGGCAAAAGGACAUGCAAGGAGGUGGAGGACUUCAUGAAGGCCAGGGCUUCAAUUGAAGAGAAGUAUGCCAAAGAUCUGCUCAGUUUGUCCAAGAAGGUUUGUGGACACAACGAGAUGAACACUUUAAAGAGAUCCCUGGAUGUGUUUAAAUUACAAACUGAACAAGUCAGUCUUUCACACUUGCAGCUGGCGCAGAGCAUGAGGGAGGAGGCCAAGAAGCUGGAAGAAUUCAAAGAAAAGCAGAAAGAAGUGAGGAAAAGGAUAGAACAACAAAUGGACACUCUCCACAAACAGAAGUCCUCACAAUUCAAGAAGACAAUGGAUUCCAAGAAGACGUACGAUCAGAAGUGUCGAGACAAAGAAGAAGCGGAUCAGAACCUGAACCGAAACACCAACCUUAGCAACACCAAGCAGGGGGAGAAGCUUCAGUCAAAAGCACAGCAGGCAAAACAGAACGCAGAAGAAGCAGACAGGUUAUACCAGCAGAAUGUGGCCGCACUGGCAAAGAUCAGAGAUGACUGGCUGAAGGAUCACACCAGUGCCUGUGAGGUUUUUGAAAAUCAGUCAACAGAGCGUAUCAAUAUUCUAAGGAGCACAAUCUGGACUCAUCUUAAUCAGCUCUCCCAGCAAUGUGUGACUAGUGAUGAGCUGUAUGAGGAAGUGAGGAAAUCGUUGGAGCAUUGUAACAUCCAGGAAGACGUUGAACACUUUAUAAACCUCAGACGUACCGGAGACAAACCACCAGUUCCAGUUCCGUAUGAGAACUUCUACAGUGGUCAGAAGUCUCCUACUGGAGCUCCACUGUCACGACCCCUGCCGUCACCUGCCAUCAGGAGAGGGCCAUUACCAGACCCAACACAGAACAAUGAGCCAACCUACUCAACCAUCCAGGACACAAGCUACAGCAUGAUUCAUUACUAACACUCAGGUC
Messenger RNA from Nematolebias whitei (Rio pearlfish), 1090 nucleotides. RefSeq names its product proline-serine-threonine phosphatase interacting protein 2 (gene pstpip2). Gene Ontology annotation, biological process: actin filament polymerization. The record is from RefSeq and is a predicted model, not a curated record. Gene Ontology annotation, molecular function: actin filament binding. Bases 70 to 1080 code for a protein of 336 amino acids. Gene Ontology annotation, cellular component: actin filament; cytoplasm; plasma membrane. Lineage: Eukaryota; Metazoa; Chordata; Actinopteri; Cyprinodontiformes; Rivulidae. The transcript has 14 exons.